Molecule: messenger RNA, 1476 nt
Organism: Cyprinus carpio (common carp)
Lineage: Eukaryota; Metazoa; Chordata; Actinopteri; Cypriniformes; Cyprinidae
Product: probable serine/threonine-protein kinase kinX
Exons: 6
Coding region: 1-1476 (491 amino acids)
Source: RefSeq, a predicted model, not a curated record
AUGAGGGAUGAUGCUCUCCCCUCCCCUGACCCCGAGCCAGCCCCACCAAGCCUGGAUGAUGUGAUUGAUGCAGUGAAGGCAGCAUUUGAGCAGGCAGUACAGAUCUCGACAACCGGCAAAGUACGCGAGGCCUUGGAGCAGGUCGAAGGUGAACUCUCACCACCGAAGACUCCAGAAGAGCAGUCUCCAGUGGUAGAGACCACAGUUGAUUAUAUAACAGAAGUAGCAGCUAAAGAGGAGGCAUUGGGCUUACUGCAGGAGAGACUUGAUGCUCAUUUGUUAGAAUCAAGUGAACAGACAUUUGAGGAACCAGCUCAAGAAGGUUUGACAAAAGAUAUUGAGCCUGCAGAGGAGAUUCAAGGACUGAAACCUCAGGACGAAUCAUCAAUUUCAGAGCCAGAUGAGAAAUCAGUUAUAAAACCAGGAGAGUUGGUCCUUGAGGCAGUAGAUUCAGUUCAGGAACCAGUUUUGCAAGACCCUGAGAUUGCUGAAGUGGGUGAAGCAAUGACUGAGGAAAGCCAUGCAGAUAAAUCACCUGUCCAGAUGUAUCCUGAUACACAAAAAGAAAAACAAUCAGAAAGAGUAGCUGCAGAAAUGCAAGUGGUUGACGAUGCAGAAGAGCCAGAACAGGGAUUAAUUGAGAAGGAGGCUCAGUUGUCUGAGAUGGAAGAGAAAACUGCAAAGGGGGAAAUAGAGAAAGUAGAGGUGACGAUAAGUAGGGGAAAAGUUAAACUAGAAGGACAACAAGAAGAAGAAUCUGUGGAAAGGCAAGAUACAGAAUGGGAUAAAGAAUCAGAGCAUAGUCAAGAGGAAUGGCAGGCAGUAACAGCACAGAUGGGUCCAGAUGGUGGUGUAUUUGAUAUGGAUGAAGUAGAACAGGAAGAGGAAGAACAGGAAGUAGUGAAGACUGAAGAAGGUGUGAUUGAAGUUGAAGCAAGGAGAGAGGAGGUAGAGGCUGUAUCUGAGGCACAGUUCCAGAAGGUUUCAAGAGAGAAGGAGGUUCAUCCAACUGACAAAACAGUACUGGAGAAAACUCAACAGGAACCAGAGGUCACCGUGGAUACUCAGGGACCAAUUAAGCUGCAGGAGCCUGUUAUUACGAAGUCAAAAGCAACAGGCGAUUUUACAGGUAAAACACAUGAGGCCAGUGAUGUAAAUGAGAUUAUCACCUCCAGAGACCCGAACAAGAACAAUCAGGGUGUACCAGUGUUGAUGAACACUGUUGAGGAGCUCCAACCAACACCAGUUCUCAAACUGAGGCUUGGAGAUACUGAUGCACCAGUGGAGGAACAUGUUGACUCUACACAGACCAAAGCCAUAGGGCAGGAAACAUGGAAGAUAGGAGCCAUAGCAGCAGCUUUCUUUCUCAUUCUGCAAACUGCUGUCACCAUUGUCUACAUUCUGAAGUGCAGGCGAAAGGCAAAUAGCAGUGUGGCCUCAAAGAACCUGUGUUGCGCGCGGAAAACGGAGGCAUAG